This is a messenger RNA of Drepanopeziza brunnea f. sp. 'multigermtubi' MB_m1, 1482 nucleotides long. RefSeq lists its product as uncharacterized. Gene Ontology annotation, biological process: regulation of cell cycle. NCBI's taxonomy places the organism in Eukaryota, Fungi, Ascomycota, Leotiomycetes, Helotiales, Drepanopezizaceae. The record is from RefSeq and is a predicted model, not a curated record. Gene Ontology annotation, cellular component: nucleus.
AUGGCCGCGAAAUCCUUCAACAAGUUCGAGCAGGACCUCGAGUCUCUCAGGGCCACAGUCGCCACAGCCACCGCCUUGAUUUCCCAACUACAAGACCCGUCAGCCCCAACAGGACACACCCAGUCCGAGCUCAACGCCCUGAAUCUCGCCCACGAUGCAGCGUCUCUGAUCCGCGCGCAUGCCACGAAACUGUCCCUCCUGAUCAUCAACAAGCCAUUCACAGCAUCGGCCAUCGCGACGGUCCUUCGCGAACUCGUCAGUGGUCCUCUGCCAGGCCUUGCGUCUGCGGUGGAGUUGUGCGAUGGCAGGUACACGAAAGCGAUGAGCGAGGAGUUGACCUACCACGCUGCCAGUGUUUUCACCGAAGUAGGAAUCCUGAUCAAUGCCAUUCCGCUCGACGGCAAUAUCCUCAGCGACGAUGCAAAAAACGGCACUGGUUCGACCGCGGGGAAAGGUAGUCUGGCCAUGACGGGCACCGUAUGGCAGGCUUGCGACGCGGUAAUCGAGUUAAAGAAGAUCGGUAUUGCCGGCUUGGCGGUCCGGAAGGCGGAGCAGUACAAGGCGACGCUGAAAGAUGCGCUGGAGGAGCUGCAGGAGUGGGCUGAGGAGGAGUCGGACGGGGAGGACGGGGAUGUGGGGAGUGCGGAUGAGGAUGACGCCCAGAGGGCCGUGGACGAGAUGUUUGGGUCGCAAAAACACAUCUCGGCUGAUGAUCCGGAGAAACUACGGCCGAGAUUGGACGGCUCGCUGAAGAGGUUGCGGUUGCUGAUCUUGAUGUAUCAGGCAGUCGUGAAGAGACGGCUCAAGACUUUGCCUGCAUUUCCUCUGGCUGACUUAGCCAUUGAGACAGGGAGGUCAGAUGGAGCCGAUAAGAGUACAGAGGAGAGCAAGGAACAUGGGGAAAGCAAGGGUGCGUCAGUCGUUCACCGUGUGGACAAGGCUGUAGAGCUGAUGAAGGAACUGCCGGAUAUUGUGGACGAGCUCGCCAACGCCUUCUAUGAACUCGACAAGGAAGAGAUUGACGAGAGGAUGAUACAAUGCUUCACUGCUGGAGCUGAAGCGGUCGAGUCAUUGAAAAAAAACUGGGAAGGAAAAGAGGACGAGUUUACUCUCUGGGCCCAGAAAUUCCAGAAAGCCUUAGUCUGGCAUGAAGGAGAUGUGAAGCCGGGACACCCGAGACGGAAAUCACACGAUUUCCAGAAUUGGAACUUGCAGCAUCGAACCGAUGCUGUCAGGGGAAAUGCUCUAGCCGAGUCGCUCAAGGGCACGACUGAUGAAUUCUUCCACGAUUGGUAUCUAACCUUUUCCGCCUUUGGCUAUUGGAGGCAUCGCGGGCAAUUCAAUUCCACCACACGCCGAGAUCCUCGUCACUCAUGGACACGGCUUACGAUUCACACCAGCCUGGUCACGCAUCCCACGGCACCCGUCGACGCCAACCGAUUCAUCCGAGCAGCCGCAGGUCUUUUCAUUCCUCAGCUCUGA